This is a messenger RNA of Acanthosepion pharaonis, 1212 nucleotides long. Lineage: Eukaryota; Metazoa; Mollusca; Cephalopoda; Sepiida; Sepiidae. The record is from the annotation of a GenBank genome assembly.
AUGCUUUCUUUCUCUUUAUUUCAUUCUCUCUCUCUCUCUCUCUUUCUCUUUUCACUUUCUCAAACUCUUUCUCACUAUCUCUACCCCACUCUCCUGUUUAUCAGAUACUUUCUUUCUCUCUUUCUUCCUCUUUAUCGAACUCUUUAUUUCACUCUUCUCUCUCUCUCUUUCGUUCACUUUCUCAAACUCUUUCUCACUAUCUCUACCCCACUCUCCUGUUUAUCAAAUACUUUCUUUCUCUCUUUCUUCCUCUUUAUCGAACUCUUUAUUUCAUUCUCUGGCUCUCUCUUUUCUCUCUUUCGUUCACUUUCUCAAAACUUUUCUCACUAUCUCCCAGGUCUCCUGUUUAUCAGAUACUUUCUUUCUCUCUUUCUUCCUCUUUAUCGAACUCUUUAUUUCAAACUCUCUCUUCUCUUCUUUUGUUCACUUUCUCAAACUCUUUUCUCACUAUCUCUACCCCAAUCUCCUGUUUAUCAGAUAGAUUCUUUCUCUCUUUCUUCAUCUUUAUCGAACUCUUUAUUUCCUAAGAAUAAUCUCUCUCUUCUCUCUCUCUCUCUUUUUACUCAUUUUCUCAAACUCUUUCUCACUAUCUCUACCCCACUCUCCUGUUUAUCAGAUACUUUCUUUCUCUCUUUCUUCCUCUUUGUCAAACCGUUUCUUUUACUCUCUUUCUCCAUCUCUCACCCUCUAUCCCAAUCUCUCUUCCUCACUCUACUGUUUAUCAAUUACUUUCUUUCUGUCUUUCUUCUUUUUUUAUCAAACUCUUUCUUACACACUCUUUCUGUCUCUCUCACCCUCUUUCUCAAAUUCUUUCUCCAUAUCUUCCUGUUUCUCAAAUACUUUGAGUUUUUUUCUUCUUUACCAAACUACAUUUUGUUUUUUCUCAGCGUGUCUUUUUUUUUCCUUUUUCCUUCUCCCUUUCAUUCUUUCUCCUCCAUUUCCUUCCAUUUAACUUUCUUUUAUAUUCUUCUCUUUUUCCUUAGGGCAAGCUUAAAAAUCGUCCAAGAUGCCAUGCGCAGAGUGACGUCGUUCGUGACAAGUUAUACGGCAUAUAUGUCGUCACAUCUAUGCAAGAAGGCAACAUUUAGUUGUGUAGUGUCUGGUCUUAUCGAUUUAAUCCGAUUCUCUCUCUCUCUCUCUCUCUCUCUCUCUCUCUCUCUCUCUCUCUCUCAUUCUAUCUUCCCGUAUUUCUUUCUUUCAUUUUCUCACUGA